Molecule: messenger RNA, 1253 nt
Organism: Adineta steineri
Lineage: Eukaryota; Metazoa; Rotifera; Eurotatoria; Adinetida; Adinetidae
Source: the annotation of a GenBank genome assembly
UUCGAUGAGUUUUCAAAUAGCACUGGAAGGUUUUCUCUCUACGUCAUGCAUUCUGUUAUUGAAUAAAUAACAGAAUUUAAAAUUCACAGCAUAUAAUUAUAUUUUAAACAUAACGAAAUAACGAGAAUAGACAAGUCAUUUUUUUGAAAUACAAUCAUAUAUCAUUAUCAUGUGAUAGAAAUCUAUUGUUUGUUCCUUGGAUAGACGAUAUUAUAUCUGUAAGGUAAUAGGCUACAGGGUUGUUCGUUUUUUCGUCACGCUUGAUUGGAGCUACCUUCAAUAUUGUUGAUAACCUUUCGAGUGAUGAUUUUACAUUUGAAUAUGAACAGCCUAGACCUGUUUGAUAUUGUAGACUCUAUAAAAGAAUUUAUUAUUUAGUUCAUUGUCUCAAUCCAGUCUUUCGUUGUUUAAAUGAAGCUUGUUCUCAAUUAUUUGAUAAACCUGUUGAUUAUAUUCUUCAUGCACGUAUUCAUAGUCAAAAACGACAUAUUGGUUCUCGACGUACAUCUCGUAGUAAUGUUUGUUAUCGUCGUCGUAAACGUACAUAUCGUUGUAGAAUAUGCAAACAAUCUUUUGUAACAUCUGAACAAUUACAAUAUCAUAUGCAUUAUGAAACACAUAAAUUUCUUUGUCAGUUAUGUCCAGCAGAAUUUGAAUCGAAUAAUUCCUAUCAUAAUCAUAUAGCAAAACAUUCUGAUCUUGCACUUUAUCGUUGCACAGUAUGUAUUGAAACAUUUCAAAAACGAAAUGAUUUAUCACGACAUGUUAUAACACAACAUAAUGAAGAUAUACCAAAUCAAAAAAGUUGUUCAUCAUGUAAAUUAACAUUUAAAACAACAUUCCAUUUAAAUCGACAUAAUGUUACCAAACAUUCAGAUAUAAAACCAUUUAAAUGUCAACAAGAUGGAUGUGAACAAGCAUUUGCUCGAAAAGAUAAACUGAAACAACAUGCAGCGAAACAUAGUGAAUCUGGUGGAUUAUUUAAAUGUGAUAGAUGUGUUAAAACAUUUGUUCGACCAGAACAUUUACGUGAUCAUGAUAUUGUACGUCAUUCACAUCAAUAUCCAUUUCAGUGUGAAUUAUGUCAAAAAGGUUUUCUUCAUCAAAAUCAACUUUAUGCUCAUCAUAAACAACGUCAUUCGAUUGAAAAUCAAACGAUAAAGGAAAAUCCAGAAUGUUUUAUGUUUGAGCAAGCUCAACAAAAUUUAGAAUUUAGUAAUUAUCAAACAGAUUUAUAUUUAGAAAGACAAUGA